Molecule: messenger RNA, 1513 nt
Organism: Cuscuta epithymum
Lineage: Eukaryota; Viridiplantae; Streptophyta; Magnoliopsida; Solanales; Convolvulaceae
Source: the annotation of a GenBank genome assembly
AAGAGAUUUCACGCAGACUUUCUCCCUGGGUCUUCUCCUCUUGCUCGCCUCACCAAGAACAGAACAACCGUCCCACAAGAAGAAAAACUCCAGCAAUGUGUGAAACAGAUAUGUAUGGAGCAGAUGAAGAUGAGGUUGAGUUUUAUGGGACUCUUAAGAUAUUGCUAAUGGCAAUAGAAGCAAUAACUUACUUGAUAUACAAUCUCGCUUCAAGAAUUAACGAUGAACCUGUUCCACGCCCAUUGACUCGCCGACCUGUGAUGGCUAAUGGGAUUAAAUAUAUGGAUGAAAUAAUGGCCGAAGAUCCUAAAACAUUUAGAAAUGUAUACAGAAUGUAUCCUAACAUUUUUCAAAAAUUAUGUUGUAUCCUAAGAAACAAAACGCCUUUACGAGAUACAAGAUAUAUUUGUGUUGAAGAAAUGGUAGCAACAUUUUUACUUAUUAUCGGCCAAAAUAACCGCUAUUGUCAACCAAGAAUGAUAUUUAAGCGGUCACACUUCAGCAUUAGCAGAAGCUUCAACAAAGUAUUGAAAGCGUUGAAUACAAUAGCUCCCGAAUUUAUGGCCAAACCGGAAUCUAUACCACAUGUCAUCAGAGAGAGUACAAGGUUUUAUCCUCAUUUCAAGGAUUGCAUCGGAGCAAUAGAUGGCACUCAUAUUCCAGCAAUAGUACCUGGACGAGAAACGAACAGCUAUCGAAAUCGUCAUGGGACUAUAUCUCAAAAUGUACUAGCUGCUUGCAACUUUGAUUUGCAAUUCAUAUAUGUGCUUAGCGGUUGGGAGGGUUCUGCCCAUGAUUCAAAAGUGUUAAAUGAUGCAAUUUCAAGACCAAAUGGUCUUAAAGUGCUACCAGGAAAAUAUUAUUUGGGGGAUUGUGGAUUUGCAAAUCGGUGUCAAUUUUUAGCUCCAUUCCGAGGUACUCGGUAUCAUCUAAAGGAUUUUGGUGGUGAAGGAAAUCACCCUGUUAAUGCGGUUGAACUAUUCAAUCUUCGUCAUGCUUCUUUAAGGAAUGUGAUUGAACGGAUAUUUGGAAUAUUCAAGUCACGCUUCACAAUCUUCAAAACAGCACCUCCUUUCUCUUAUAAAACACAAGCAGAAUUAGUUUUGGCAUGUGCAGGAGUACAUAAUUUUCUUCGACGUGAAUGUCGAUCUGAUGAAUUUCCUCCGGAUCCAGAAGAAGACCCACCUAGCGAUGAUGAGGACAAUCUUGAAUGGGAUAAUUUUCAGACACAAGAUCAACAGAGGGAAAAGGCCAAUGAAUGGAGGAUGAAUCUUGCUACUCAAAUGUGGGCAGCUGCAGAAAAUGAAUAAUUUUGAUCCAUAGUUCAGUAGCACAAGACGUUUGUUCCCAUUUCGUGCGUUGAUGACUUUAUUUUUUUUUUGUUAUAUUUUUUUAAUGCUUAUGCUUCACCUCAUUCGGAAUAGAGAACAUUAGCUAUUAUAUUUGUCAUAUUUUCUAUGUAGCAAUUCUUAUUUAUUAAAGUUUGGUCUAGUUGGAUCUGGUCUUAAAUAAG